UUCACCUGACAAAGUCAAUAUAAAUGACAUCAUCCUGAUUGCUCUCAAUACAGACUUGAGAACAAUUGGCAAGAAAUUUCUCCCCAGUGACAUCAAUGGUGGAAAAGUAGAAAAGCUUGAAGGUCCAUGUGUUUUGCAAAUUCAAAAAAUCCGCAACGUUUCUGCACCAAAGGAUAAUGAAGAAUCUCAGGCUGCACCAAGAAUGCUGCGUUUGCAAAUGACUGAUGGUCACAUAAGUUGCACAGCAGUAGAAUAUAGUCAUAUGUCAAAAAUAAGCUUGAACACACCACCUGGAACUAAAGUUAAGCUCUCAGGCAUUGUAGACAUAAAAAAUGGAUUCCUGCUCUUGAAUGACACAAACACCACAGUUCUUGGCGGUGAAGUGGAACACCUUAUUGAGAAAUGGGAAUUACAAAGAAGCUUGUCAAAACACAAUAGAAGCAAUAUUGGAACCGAAGGUGGACCACCUCCUUUUGUGCCUUUUGGACAGAAGUGUAUAUCUUAUGACCAAGUGGAUAGCAGAGAUCUUGAUCGACGAAAGACAUUGCAAGUUACAAUGCCUGUCAAACCUACAAAUGAUAAUGAUGAAUUUGAAAAGCAAAGGACUGCUGCUAUUGCAGAAGUUGCAAAGAGCAAAGAAACCAAGACAUUUGGAGGAGGCGGUGGUGGCGCUAGAAGUAAUCUUAACAUGAGUGCUACUGGUAACCGAAAUAGGGAAAUUUUACAGAAAGAAAAGUCAGCCAAAUCCGAAGGAAAACAUGAAGGUGUCUAUAGAGAACUGCCCAUUUUCAAAAUAUUUACUUUGGAUUCAUUACUUGAGAACCUAGGACAAAAGUUACUGGGUGUAAGAAAAUCUAAGAAACCUAAGUCACAGCUGCAGCAGCUUCAUCAGGGACAACACAGAUUGUCAAAUACUGAUCAGAAUGGAGUGAAAGAUAAUAAUCAACCAAGGUAUCUUCCUCGAAAUGAUACCAGACAGCCAAGAAAUGAAAAACCUCCUCGUUUUCAAAGAGACACUCAAAAUUCAAAGUCAGUUUUAGAAGGCAGUGGAUUACCUAGAAACAGAGGCUCUGAAAGACCAAGUACUUCUUCAGGAUCUGAAGUAUGGGCUGAAGAGAGAAUCAAGUGUGAUAGACCAUAUUCUAGAUACGAUAGAACUAAAGAUAUUUCAUACCCUCUAAGUUCUCAGCACAAUGACGGUGCUUUUAAAAAAAGGGAUAACUCUAUGCAAAGCAGAUCAGGAAGAGGUCCAUCCUAUGGAGAGGCAAAAGAAAAUCCACUUCAUCAAGAAUCUAUAGAUUAUAAUAACCAAAAACGUGGAAAAAGAGAAAACCAAACAGCGAAUCCUGAUCAUUUUUAUGACAGGAAACCACGAACAAUAAAUAAUGAAGCUUUCAGUGGUGUAAAAAUGGAAAAACAUUUCCAUAUAAAUACUGAUUACCAGAAUCCUGUCCGAACUAAUAGUUUCAUUGGUGUUCCAAAUGGAGAGACAGAAAUGCCGCCGAAGGGAAAACGAGUAGGGCCUAUUAAGCCAGCAGGACCCAUCACAGCUGCACCCUAUGAUGAUAAAAUAUUUUACAAUAGUGGGCCCAAAAGAAGAUCUGGGCCAAUUAAACCAGAGAAAGUACUAGACUCGUCUAUUCCUAUGGAGUACUCAAAACUCUGGAAACCUGGAGAUGAAUGCUUUGCACUUUAUUGGGAAGACAACAAGUUUUACCGAGCAGAAGUUGAAGCUCUCCAUUCUUCAGGUAUGACAGCAGUUGUUAAAUUCAUUGAUUAUGGAAACUAUGAAGAGGUGCUCCUAAGCAACAUCAGGCCCAUUCAAACAGAGGCAUGGCUCCAGGGGAGCUGGAAAUGCACAGGAGGAAUCAGAAGACCUGGGUCGAGACCUGGCUCUGCCAGAAACUACCUAUGUGACUUUGGGAGGAUGAAGGCACCUAUGACCAAACCCUGGAGUUCCGCAGAGGAGGUGAUGGCCAGCCAAGAAGAUCCACUCGGCCAACCCAGCAGUUCUACCAACCUCCCCGCGCCCGGAACUAAUGCCAGAAGAGUUUUUGUGAAGAAAGAAGCCAUUGACUGAAACAUCCUGGUCAAAACCUGUUGAUAGACCUCCUACUUCCCCUUCAAAAUAGGAUGCAGCUAUGGCGGAUAUUGUUUGGAGAACAAAAAAACAGAUUUUAGGGGGAAAAAGAAUUCAGCCCACACAAAGAAUGGGAAAAAGUACUAAGUUAACUAAAGCAAAUGCCUUUUACAUGUGAAAGAAUUUUUUCUUCUGCCAUCAAUAAAAUCAGUGCUCUAUUAUGUA
This is a messenger RNA of Manis javanica (Malayan pangolin), 2305 nucleotides long. NCBI's taxonomy places the organism in Eukaryota, Metazoa, Chordata, Mammalia, Pholidota, Manidae. The record is from RefSeq and is a predicted model, not a curated record.